This is a messenger RNA of Paramisgurnus dabryanus, 3471 nucleotides long. RefSeq names its product heparan sulfate 6-O-sulfotransferase 3b (gene hs6st3b). The record is from RefSeq and is a predicted model, not a curated record. Gene Ontology annotation, molecular function: heparan sulfate 6-sulfotransferase activity. NCBI's taxonomy places the organism in Eukaryota, Metazoa, Chordata, Actinopteri, Cypriniformes, Cobitidae. Gene Ontology annotation, cellular component: membrane.
GUGCGCGUGCUACAAAAUAGCUGGUGGUACUGAUGUUCCUGUCUCUUCAUUGAUCCGCUCGUUUCUCAUUGACAUCAUUCGCAUCAUCCCGCUGAUGCGCGCCGCGGGAUGUAUGGAGGACAGACUCUCAGCUCAAGUGCGCGAAUAAAGCAGAUUAUGAAUUAGCGAGACGCUUUAAUUUACACAGAUCGGACAGACGGUAGUAUUUUUCAGUCUUUUACUUUAUUGUAUUAACAUAAGAAGAAUCGCUUCGUUUAUUUCAUUAUGUUUUGUGGGGCUUAAUCAGUGUUGCGCAACUUUGUCAAAGAGCAAGUUUGAUGUGAAGACUUCACGGUGGACGUCACACUUUUGCGCAUCUUUUUACCAUAUCAACAUGUGGCAUGGGGCUUUUGGUUUGGAUAACACGUCCUGGAAGAUCUGGAGAGGAGAUGAUGAUUCAAACUAAUUGCGUUAAUAUUUGCCUUGUGUUAAAAUGAAUGAUAAACCUAAUAAAUGGAUUUUUAUCCCAGUUUUAGCCAUCCUUUUUGUCACGAUUGGGUAUCAGUACAUUUGCCCGGCAGGCAGUCAGUCUUGUCAUUUCAAGACAGGAGACAAACUCGUUGGAAUCGGUCUGUCCACUUCAUACCCGACUACCGAUGACAUGUACCGGGACCAGGACCCGGAGGAUGACAGCCCACUCAAAUGCGUGUCUAAAUUUAACUUCACAGAGCGAGAUUUGACCCGCGAUGUUGAUUUCAACAUUAAGGGAGAUGAUGUGAUCGUUUUUCUGCACAUUCAGAAAACAGGAGGCACCACGUUUGGCAGGCAUCUGGUCAGGAAUAUUCGUUUGGAGCAACCGUGCGACUGCAAACCGGGACAGAAGAAAUGCACCUGCCACCGGCCCGGUAAACAGGAGUCGUGGCUCUUUUCGAGGUUUUCAACUGGCUGGAGUUGCGGUUUGCACGCCGACUGGACGGAACUGACCAACUGUGUACCAGUGGUUAUGGAUAAAAAGAAAAAUGCAAAUCGAAAGAGGAAUUUCUAUUACAUCACCAUGUUGCGAGACCCUGUGUCACGGUACCUGAGCGAAUGGAAGCACGUGCAGCGUGGCGCUACCUGGAAGACUUCCCUUCAUAUGUGUGACGGGCGCUCACCUACCCAGGACGAGCUGCCCACCUGCUACACCGGAGACGACUGGUCAGGGGUCACAUUGCACGAGUUCAUGGACUGUCCUUCCAACCUAGCCAACAACCGGCAAGUACGUAUGCUGGCAGAUCUCAGUCUGGUGGGCUGCUACAACCUCUCCACCAUGAACAAGAGCGAGCGCAACCAUAUUCUUCUGGCCAGUGCCAUGAGCAACCUAAAGAACAUGGCUUUCUACGGCCUUACGGAGUUCCAGCGCAAAACACAGUACUUGUUCGAGCGCACCUUCCGCCUGAGAUUUAUUUCGGCAUUUACGCAAUUCAACAGUACGCGCGCGGCCAACGUGGAGCUGCGUGAUGACAUGCGCCACCGCAUAGAGCAACUGAAUUUCCUGGAUAUGCAGUUGUAUGAGUUUGCAAAAGACCUUUUUUUGCAGAGAUAUCAGUUUAGCCGCCAACGUGAGCGGCAGGAAGAGAGAUUGAAGAGGCGCGAGGAGAGACGCUGGUUUAGGGAAUGGAGAAUCAACCAGAGUAAGCAACCCAAUGAGGAUAACCAACCUCAGGUCACCACAACUGAGGAUUACGCCAGCCAAGUGGUCCAUUGGUGAUGCAUCUUGGAAACAUACGCUUGGACACUGAAAAACAUUACAGGCAGAUACUUAUUUAGUUUUAAUUAAGCAAAUUUAUGUUUAUAGGGAAAAAAAACAACUAUCUGCCAAUAUUGAGGAUGUUUUUACUGAGAAAUAAGAUGAUGUAUGGAAAUAUUAAGACAAUUAUUUUUAUUUAUUUUUGCUGUGUGGUUUUGCAGGAUUUUUGCUGAUACUUUGCAAUGAAAUCCUGCUGACAUUAACAGAACUAAAGUUGUGGCUUUGUGCCCAUUCCCUAAACAACCUCCAGCACCUCUGUAAAGAAACAAGAAAUCCUCCACUGCGAGUUAUAUGGAGAUAUGUCAGUGACAGUGUAUUGGGCAUUCAUCCGGAUGUGUGACCAGAUGCCAUGACCAGAGUAUUCGUUUAUCAGUAAAAAUGCAGAAUGAUUGUGAGAAUGUGUCCUUAAGUGUGUGUUACGUAGUUUAAGAAAGACUGAAUGAAUAGACGAGCAUUUCUUUCAUCAUCCACUGCUGCCACCUGUGUUUCACACAUUGCUGUUGAAUUACAACUUUUACUGGCUGGGAGAUUUCUAAUGCCAGAGCCUGACCAGAUUACAAGGAAUGAAGCGGUUGUGGUUUUUACAUCGGUUUUUUUGGUAGAAAAAGAAGCCUUGUAGCACUUUUUCAAUAACAAGAUCCUCAGAGAUCUGGCGUAUAAAUGAAUAAAUGAUACAACUCUGCUGAUACAAUUAAGCCUUGAAAAAAAGCAAAUAAACUGUAUUGCUCUUUGUGGUUAUGGAGAACUUGAAAAUGUGCCAUUUAAUACAAUAUAUUUGGAAUGCAGUACCAGAAAAAUAUUAUUUUAGACCAAAAAAAAAGACUAUCAAAGUUUAUUGUUUUGCUUUUUUUGUUCAUUGUUGUUGUUCUAUGUUUCUACUUUGAAUCUGUGCUGCUAUUUUGUGUUUUCUCGAUUACUUUCUUACUGUGAGGCUAAAAACAUAAGGAUGUGUGCCAUUGCAAGUUUGGGUUUUCUGAAAUGAUUGUAAUGUAUUUCAAUUGCUUGGUUUAUUUAAGUGCAAUGCAAUAUAAAAAAACACCCCUUAAGGGAAAAACAGAUGUUUUGUGGAAUACUGUAUGUACAGAGAUUUUACUGUUUUUGCUUGUUAAUAAGCAUUGAUUUAUUAAAUAAAUAUGAAAUAUCCACAUGUAAAAUAAAUGACUAUUUAAAUACACUAAAAUGGACAAUUUUCAUAAGCGAUAAUUUUGUUAAAGGAAAACACCACCGUUUUUCAAUAUUUUACAAUGUUCUUACCUCAACUUAGACUAAUUAUUACAUACCUAUCUUUUAAUCUUUGUACAGUGCAUUGUGAAUGUGUUAGCAUUUAGCCUAGCGCCAUUCAUUCAUAUGGCUCCAAACAGGGAUGAAUUUAGAAGCCACCAAACACUUCCAUGUUUUCCCUAUUUAAAGACUGUUACAUGAGUAGUUACACGAGUAAGUAUGGUGGCACAAAAUAAAACGGGAAUAAAUGGGGCUAGUCUAAAUGUGAACACAUUCAAAAAGCGCUGUACAAAGAUUAAAAGUGCACGCAUUGAAAACGAUAGGUAUAAUUAAUCUAAGUUGAGGUAAAAACAUAGUAAAAUAUUGAAAAACGGCUGUGUGUUCCUUUAAUACUUCAUUUCUGUGUUUUAAUUAUAUACAGUGGCCUCAAAAUAAGUUUGGCACAUACUGUAAACACUGUAAUAAGAAUGUCAUUGCAUUUA